CUCGUGCCACAGCGACUCUGUUUCUGAUUGCUUGUCAGCUGCACGAGACGCGCGGCAUGUAAGAUACGAAAUCUGUCAGUUAAAGUUAAGUCGGUUGCUUCGCUUCUGUUAAAAGUAUCCGUCAUAUGGUGUCCAACUGGGGGCGAUUGUUACUUUUGUGGUAUCAGAGCACCGUCGCAGCUCUGUGAGAGCCUUCCUGCCGGCUGGCGCCCUUUGUAACUCUCCAAAGUGAAUGACCGUGUGUGUGUUUUCCUCACUCCAGUUACUGGCUUCAAUGACUCCAGGAACUGUCUGAUUCUCCAUCUGUUGAGCAGGAACAGUACAGGUCAGCUUGGCCCUGGCAGACAGAGAUGAGCUGGGCUGAGGAGGACUGGACAGUGGGGCUGUCCGGACGGGUCCUGCAAAGGGUGAAGGAGUUGCAGGUCCAUCGGGAGCGACUACUCAGAGAGAACAAGCAGAAACAGCUGCAGCUAGACAACAUCCAAGCUAGCCUUGAAAAACAGACUGUGAAGUAUGAGGAGGUGCGUGGUGAGCUCCAGUCUGUGCAGAGAGAGCUCCAAAGGGUUCAAGAUGAGGCCAAGGCAGCAGUGACCAGCAGGGAACGCCUGACCCAGGAGCUUCAGACCAAGCAGGCCCAAGUGUGCUCUUUCGAGGGCCAGCUGGAUGCUGCUCGCACCCUCAACAAUAAACUCACCCAGGAAGUUAAAAGGCUGGAGGCAGAGCUGGAGAAGCUGCAGAACAGCAGCAGGUCAGCAGACACCACCCUGUUUUCCACACCCUGCUGGAAUACAGCCUCGCCCUGGGAACACAACGGAAGCAGAAAGGAGGAGAGGCCAGGACAUAGAGAUGAAGGACAGAGCCGGACACUUAACAUCCGACAGCGACUUCAGUUCUCUGACGUGGCCAAUACCUCGUUACCACGACAGCAACACAAAAACACACCCCACCGCCAUCCGUCCGACCAAUCGGAUUCCUUCUCCACUCCCUUGGCUGCGUUUCCAUGGGAACGGGAUGACUCGAGGCCAGCUUCCAGGAGACGGUCCCCGCCCUCUCCCCAGACACCCUGCACUGAUGCCAUCAGUCAAGUCCAAUCAGCGCAGGGGAUUAGUGGGAAGGAGAAGGACAACAGGACAGAGAUGGACUUAUCUUUAUCAGCAUUGCAGAGUCGUGUGUCUGCUCUGGAGGAAGAGUUGUCUGUGAAGGCUGGGACAUUGAAGUCUAUUCAGAACGAAAUGAUGCAAAGCAAGAAGGAGCUCGCCACCAAAGAACUCAGUAUUCAAAGAGCCCGCGAUGAGCUCAGCCUGGCACACACACGCAUGGCCCAGGAGAGUGAACGGGCAUCAGGAGCUGAGCAAAGGUUGAAGCAACUCCAAGAGGAGCUGAAGUGUCAGAGGCAAAAUGCAGAGAGCAGUCGACUGCAACACCAACAACGCUCUAAGGAGCUGGAGAAACAACAUCAGAGGGAUUUAACCGAGCUUCAGAAGGAGAGGCAGUGUCUGGAGAAGCAGCAUCAGCAGGAGGUGAAUAAGCUCAACCAAGAGCUCCAGCAGGCCAGAACGCUCCACAAUGCCCUGCAAGCCCAGGCUGACAAGUUGUCUCUACAGAAGCAGACAUUGGACAAAGAGUUGGACACUCUGAAAGAAAAACUGAAGUGGACGGAGGGACAGCUGCUGGAGAGCCAGAAGAAAGAGGCACAGACACAAGCCAAACUGAUGGAAGUGGUGCGUGAGGCAGAGGGUGUGGCAGUGAGUCUGGAGCAGAGCAGGAAGAAAGAGCGAGCUCUGGAGGAGGAGGGGAGGAGACUGGCAGAGGAGCGAGCCGACGCCCUUCGUCUUGUCAAAGAACUGCAGGAGCAAAAAGCUGCCCCAGCACCCCUUGUACAGCCUGUCCAGUUUUGCCCUGUUGGACAGAGUCUUUCCCCUCAGCCUUCUUACUCUAUUCAUACUCAACCGUCAGCUCACAUCAAGAGGCCCACCGCUGCCAACCUAACCGAGCAGAAGAGGGAAGAGGAGAUUACUGCAUCGUACCCCUCUGACAGAGAGCCAGGAGAAGGCAUCGACUCUGAACACAUCACUGUUCUAAUCUCCUCAGACUCUGAGUGCUUACAAAGGGGAGCACACAGAAGAAAAAUUACAAAGAAGGAAAACAAGAGUGAAAAUGAGGCAAUAGAAAGGGAAAGCUCUGGGACAAACACAUGCACCUCAUUAGAUGAUGUACUCUCUAGUUCCUUUCACUCUUCUCCUGGUACGUCCACCAUGUCCUCUAUGGCUGGUGAUCAUUGCAAUUUGAUGCUUUCCGCUGAAAAGGCACCUUCUGUAAGGUCUGAGCAGGUUAAAGCCUAUGAGGACCUCAAGAGGGAGAAUGCCUCUCUGCGUUCAGAGCUACAUGAUGCACAUGAAGAACUGCAGAAACGACUUGAGGACCUGGAAGCCCAACGACGGGCCGAGACAGAAGCCCGGACGCGUCUCAAACAGCUCAGCCGCAAACGUGCCAGCCAGUCUGCGGAGAAGGAGGAGCAGGACAAGGUAUGGAGGGCACAGCUGGAGAGUGAAAAGUCAGAGUCAGAGAGGCUGAGAAAGGCUUUGGUUGCUUUGGAGUCAGAGACAAAGAGAGGAAAGGAGUCAAGACAAAAGAAUGAGAGAGAGGAACAGGAGGAGAAGAACAAGGUGCUAGAAGACCGGGAGAGCGAAAUGAUAGAGCUUAAUAUCCAGCUAAAGAAACAGCUAGCGGAGGUGAAGUCCCAGCUGGCUUUAGAACGAGAAGAGAGGAAGAGAGAGGAAGAGGAAAGGAACCAAAUAACAAGCACAGACAAAGAUGUAAAGAAGGAGCUGAGCAUGAAAUUGGAAGAACUUAAAGCUGAAUUGGAAGAACUAAAGCGCUGCAGAACAGAAGUCUCACUGGAAGAGGAGAAAAUGUCAAAUGUCAACAGCCCACUGACAUACCUGACUCUCCAUGAUGAUGAACUCAACUCCAACAUUGUUUCCUGCGACAUCAAGCUGCUCCCUUCACCAGAGCAGGACCUCUUCUUCUGCCAGUCCACCAACCAACGAAACAUGCUUGUAUCUCAGCCCUCAGCAGAUCUCAUCCAGGAACAGGGAACACUGAUAGAUCAUGAAUACUCAGAUCAAGUUGAUUCUGACAUGGAAAACACCAGACAAGACUAUCUGGUAGGGUCUUCCCUGUCAGACCACAGAGAAGCACUUUCUGGUAUCCAGAAGGAUGAGCCUGCCCCCCUAGAUAUGGCGAAAGAGGUGAAGCGCUUGCAGAAGGACAAUGCAAAGGAGAUAGAACGUGCUAACCAGUACCAGGUCAAACUGGAGGCCCUGCAGAGACAGGUGACACGUCAGACCCAGCAGCUAACCAUGGCAUUUGAGAAGCAAAGCCAGCAUAUAUCUGGCCUUCUGGCUGAGCUGCAAGCUAAGGAGAGUGCCCUCCUCAGCCAGGGGGAGGAACUGCAGCACUACAAGCAACAGCUGGAAGCACUCAAAGCCCAAAAGAAGGGAGAGGAUACGAAAAGAAGAAAACAGAUGACAGUUAAAGAGUUACAGGAUGGAGUACAAAAAGAAGAGACACAAAAUGAGAUGUCGGUAGAACUCUCAGGUCUUCAGUCAAACCAGGGAAAGGAGUGUGCUGUCACAUUUCUCUCUACAGACUCACCGGCAAACAGUAACUCUGAUGCACAGAGAGAUGUAGGCCAGCCAGAGACUGUGACAUCUGAUGCUGAAACACCUUUUAGUGAUAGUGGAGCACUAUGGUCAGAGGAACAGCAUCCAGGCUCUGUAGGCUCAGAUAAGACUCAGAGUAAACCUGACUCUGCCUGUGUGAUGGGACAGAGUGAGUGUGGUCAACAUAGAGAAACGGCACACGUUGCAGAACUGCUCGCUCUCCAACAGGAAAAUCAGCUGCUGAAACAAAGAAUAUUGGACUUGACCGUCUCUGAGUCGAGCACCUCAGUGUUAGGCGCUGACAAUGAAAACCAAGAUGAACCAGUCAAGCAAAGCCAAAACUCUGGAAAUGCUGCUCUGCCCCGCUUGGUGGAGCAGAGGUCGCAUAUUGAGCCGUGUGACGUCGGCACUGAGGCACGACAGUCACCGCUGCAGAAUGUGAGGAGCAGUGAAGAUGAAGGAGCAGAUUUGGAAAGGGAAGAUGGGAGCACUGAAGAAGAGCUGAAGGGAGUGUGCGAGUUUCAGAUCAACCACCUACAGCAACAGGUGGUGGAGCUGCACAUGAAACUACGGGCUCUCUCUGAGGUGACCCAGCAGCAAGCCAAGGAGCUUUCUGUGUGGAGACUAGCCUCCCAGCCAGCUCCAACAUUUGCUCCUCCUGACAGAGACAACCAGUCUGAAACCCAGGACCAGGUGUCUGCUGUCACACAGUCCCAGUCAGACCAGCAGGAGAUUGAUGAGAUGACGUACGUCCUUACAGGGAGCCAGCCUGUGACUCUGAAUGUCAAUCAGGCCCAGGUUCAGGAACCUUACCUGGCUGUUCAGGAGAGCCCUGGAAAUGUGACGGUCGUCAGAGAAGAUGAGUUACUCCUCUCCUGCUCCUCGAACAAACUGCAGGGCCGCAUGUUGUUGUCCAGGCUGCAGCACAGCAAUCUUCCUGAUUCCAAGAGUCUCAAUCCCUCUAAAAAGAAUGCAGCCCUUAGGAAAUACAAUCAGGAGACAGCCAAUAUUAACAAGGACUCUGAAAAAGAAAACCACCUCUUAUGGCAGUCAAAUAGCUGUCUAACAAGACAAAAAGACGCUGAAACUAUCCAGAUGUCAUCUGAGAAGACGUGUCAACAGCAUGUCACCAAAGACUUCCCCAAAGUCUCAUUACCAAAGCAAACCAAAACAGCCGACCAUCACAUGGGGAAUCCUGAGGCCAAACCAGAUGGUUCCAGAGCAACCAUUGAAAUAAACACAACCGCUGAUUCCUCAGACAGAGUUGUCAGGACAGAAAUGAAAAGUGUCAGCAGUCAAACCGAGGAGAGUUUGUAUCCUCGCAGUCCUCUGACAGUAUCUGAACUCCACUGUGCAUACACACAGACUGAGGAGGUGAAGGAAGAGGAUGAGGACGAGUUAGUGGAAUCCCCUCCUGUCUCUCCUGUCCCGUUAUCUAAGGGGGCAGAGGUAGGAGACAAGAUGUUAUUUUCAGGUUCCUUCCCUAUUCCGGCUGACCCGGCCCGCCUGGCUGAAAGAAUCCGCCGUAACAGGACUCAGCUGUCGGCAGCCUUUGACGACACAGAGUAUGAACCCUAUGGACUGCCGGAAGUUGUCAUGAAAGGAUUUGCAGACAUCCCUAGUGGUCCUUCGUGUCCUUACAUUGUGAGAAGAGGUUUAUUAGGAACGAGUGUCGUACCCGGCCCUCAGAAAAAACAGGAACAGGAGGAGAUGGAUUAACAACUAAAGAUAUGGUGGAUAAAAAGAACUGAUCACUGUGAUCUGACAGUGAACAUCAGUGAUGGACAACAGCAGCUGCAGAGGGACACUCCAGUUCUGAGCAGCAUGAAGCAUUUCAGCCCAACACAGGACCAGUUUAUAAAGCGCUGCAGUUGUUUAUGGACUUCUGUACAUGCGUGCAGGUAACUGGGUUUGCUCUGGCGGAAUAAAUACCUCCACUGUGCACCUAAAAUGUCUUAAUGUUCACUGGUUUAUCCUCUAAGUGCGGUGUGGAGACUUUGCUGUCCAUCACAAUGCAGUCACUUUACACCCACAUGUAUAUUUAGGAACAGAAGUAGUGAUUUGAUGUUAAUAACCACUUUUCCAAAGGGACUGUUUAGUUUUUAGUAACUCUGAAUUUAGUUAGGGAUCUAACCUACCUUGAAUGAAACAGUGCCUAGAUGAUGCUUUUCUAAACAAGUACUUAUCAAGAUAAGUUGGACUUGUUUUCAAAAAAGGUGAAGCCACAAGAGGCCUGUUCUGUAAAUCUGAUAUAUAUUUUCUUCUUCUGAAUUCUUAAGGUGGCUUAUUUAUGGACACUUGAAUGUGUUUUAGUAGAGGCCAGGUGUUUACAAAAAUUAUGUGAAAGCAUGGAUUGUAUGUAUGUGUGUGUGUGUGUGUGUGUGUGUGUGUGUGUGUGUGUGAGACGUCAGCUGUGAAUAUGAACAUGUGUGUCCUCAUUUUGGCAUUACUGUUUGUAUAUGUGUAUAUGUGGGAGGUAGAGAGAGAGAGAGAGGGGCGAGCAUGCCUGAUUCAGUCAAACCUUCAUCAGUUUCCGCUCCUUGUAUGGUGAUGCACACUGUGCUCCUCUCUCCUCCUCCUCCUCCUCCUGCUUUGCUUCUUUAUUUGACACUAGAGAGCACUGCCAUGGAUUUACCAAAAACUAACAUUUGAAGCUUUAUUUUACUAAUUGAGCAUACAAAUAAAUUCAGUUUGUUUCCUUAUGUUUGAUCAGUUCUAAUUUAUUUAUUUGAUGUGUCUGUUUUUGGUUCUUGCAUAUCUGGUACUGUGUUGUAGACUACAGUAACCCACCUGUAUGGACACUGUAGCUUUGGUAGAUAAAUUUGGAGUUGUAACUAUAAUUGUUUCUUCUGUACGUCCUGGCUGCAAAGAGAUCUUUUUCUCUUUUUCUUUCUCUUGUUGUGUGAGUGAUUGGGAGAAAAUGUACAAUCCUCGUUCUAUGUAUAAAUACAGUGUAAACUUUAGCAGACGUUAAUGUAAAACUUGUGAAAUAUUAAUAUAUAAUGUGAAAUAUUUGCCAUAUAAGAUUGGUGAUGCAGUGAAUAUACUAGCAGGCAAGUAUUUGUACCAUUGACAUCCUCAUCUGCUUUCCUUUAACCGGCAGAUUAUGUUAAAAAUGAGUGACUAAUGUAGCACAGCUAAUAAGCUACAAUAGCUUCAUUCAUUUUGGAUUAUCAGUCCUCUCACUGGUAACACCGCUUGCUGUCAGUCAACAGUGUGAAUUUGUGGGUCAGAAUUCAACAGUGAGCAAUAAUUUCCGUGGAAAUCCACAGGAAAUGCUGCCAUGUUUUUAACCCUUGUAUAACCGCCAAAUUUAAGUUUCCAGCAGACAGUCUUUACUUGCUGAGUUCUGUUUCGGAAUCAUAACAAAAGAGGAUAUUUUAUACUAAAAACGCUAAAUUUUCAGGGUACCUACUUGAUGGUCAAACUCAGAUCGCUUAAUUCUCGUAUUAGCUUAAAAAAACAUAGGACAGUGGGUUUUGUUCCCCGUUAAUUCUACACUAAAAUUGCUUUGAGCGAUGGUGUCUUUGUGGUCAGUAUGUACAGGGGGAACAGUUGAAGAGAUCAUUAAUUCCUUCAAAGUAGAUAUUGGCAUGUGAAUAUUGUUUUACGACAGACUUGUGAAAAUGUGAACGUAUGUUUUAAAAGCUUGCUGAGCUGUCUUUCAGUGACUUUUAAGAUUAUUUCAGCUGAAACUUUUUGACACGUUUUUGUUAACUCUGGAGUGAUUUUUACGUUUUAUUUUAAGGUUUAGAGCUUUAGAGUUUUGUUUACUCAGUCAGGGAGGGGUGGACUGUUAACUAAACUGACUCAAUGCCAUCACCAUUCAUUUACCCUCCUGACACCCUCUGGCACACAUAUAUACAUACAUACACACACACUCUCAGCUGCCUUCAUAUCUCUGGGAUCUUUCGGCAGUGAGAUGGGAUUGCCGGACUGUAGGCAGAAGCUCACUGUGUAUUUGUUGCCUUGUUUUGGACACUUUGAUGUGAAAGUAUCUGUGUUGUGUUUGCAGCUAGAAUUAAAGGCUUGCUCUUAAUUUAA
Molecule: messenger RNA, 7709 nt
Organism: Scatophagus argus
Lineage: Eukaryota; Metazoa; Chordata; Actinopteri; Scatophagidae
Product: centromere protein F
Exons: 19
Coding region: 351-5384 (1677 amino acids)
Biological process (GO): regulation of G2/M transition of mitotic cell cycle; mitotic cell cycle; metaphase chromosome alignment
Cellular component (GO): chromosome, centromeric region; nucleus; spindle pole
Molecular function (GO): dynein complex binding; microtubule binding
Source: RefSeq, a predicted model, not a curated record